AUGAAGAAAAGACGCUCCAACAUCCUCAUGAAGGUCACAGCAAGAACCUGGCACUGUGGAUUCUGGGCCUCCUGCUCUGAGCUGCUGCUCCAGACACCUGCCAGCAGCCAGGGGUCGCCGGUGGUGCCAAAUAACCAGGUGUGUCAGAGAAAGCACGUGGCUGCAUCUGGUAUACCAGGUUCCCAUCACAGGAAGAAUGUGCCUGUGUCUGGUAUACGGGGUUCCCAUCACAGGAAGCACGUGGCUGCAUCUGAUAUACAGGGUUCCUACUGCAUGAAGCACGUGCCUGCAUCUAAUAUACCGGGUUCCCAUCACAUGAAGCACGUGCCUGCAUCUAGUAUACUGGGUUCCCAUCACAUGAAGCACGUGGCUGAGUCUGGUAUAUGGGGUUCCCAUCAUGGGAAGCACCAGGCUGCAUCUGGUAUACGGGUUCCCAUUACAGGAAGCACGUGUCUGUGUCUGGCUGCGGACGGUAUACAGGGUUCUCAUCACGGAAAGCACGUGGCUGCAUCUGGUAUACCAGGUUCCCAUCACAGGAAGAAUGUGCCUGUGUCUGGUAUACGGGGUUCCCAUCACAGGAAGCAUGUGGCUGCAUCCGAUAUAUGGGGUUCCUACUGCAUGAAGCACGUGCCUGCGUCUAGUAUACCGGGUUCCCAUCACAGGAAGCACGUGGCUGCAUCUGGCUGCGUCUGGUAUCUGGGGUUCCCAUCAUGGGAAGCACAUGCCUGCAUCUGGUAUACUGGUUUCAUUUAUUUUCCUGCCCUUAUUCUGUACCUGAACCCAUCAUCUAUUUCUUACGAAUUUUUAUUUUCAUCAAUAUGUACACUUCUAUCAACUUCCUAA
Molecule: messenger RNA, 843 nt
Organism: Homo sapiens (human)
Lineage: Eukaryota; Metazoa; Chordata; Mammalia; Primates; Hominidae
Exons: 3
Coding region: 1-843 (280 amino acids)
Source: RefSeq, a predicted model, not a curated record